This is a messenger RNA of Mercenaria mercenaria, 16430 nucleotides long. Its product is annotated as hemicentin-1-like. Gene Ontology annotation, biological process: cell-cell adhesion; axon guidance. The transcript has 33 exons. The record is from RefSeq and is a predicted model, not a curated record. Gene Ontology annotation, molecular function: protein binding. Gene Ontology annotation, cellular component: plasma membrane; axon. NCBI's taxonomy places the organism in Eukaryota, Metazoa, Mollusca, Bivalvia, Venerida, Veneridae. The coding region runs from base 197 to 5194 and encodes 1665 amino acids.
GUCACAGACAGAAAGCCCAUGGAAAUUCAGUUAGUUCUCUCUGACCUUCAGCAGUGGGCGGAGCUGUUUACAAAUGGCGGAUUGGGUUGUCAACCGGAGGAAGUAAUAUCAAGUAAUGAAAAGAGGCGGAGACAGCCUGUCCUGAUUGAGGUCAAGGAUAACAACUGAGUGUUGAAGACUGCUCUGAAUACAGAACAUGUUGCAUUUUAUGAUUGCAAUUUUAGUGAUGUCUACCCAGCAUCUCACUGCACAAAUUGUGUUUGAUGAUACACCAGAAAAUAAGGCGAUAGUGUUUGGACAGGAUCUGUUCCUAGCGUGUUCUGCCAGGAAUCUCACAACUAACUCUAGAGAAGGUCUCAUAAUACAGUGGAAACUCAAUGACCUCGAAGUCGAUCCAAAGUGUUCUGUGUUCCCUAAUGGAACUUUGUUUGUACCUUCAGUAAACACUGAUGACCUUGGCAACUAUACAUGUGUUGUACUUGAUUCCAGUGAUGACACAGUGUUAGUGUCUCCAUCUGCAACAGUGUUUCAUGCCUACAUAAAGAUGUUUGAAGUUAGUCCAACACCGGUGAAUGUGCUUGAAGAUGAAGUGGUAUCAUUUGACUGUAUCACUGGACAAAGUGCACCUGCACCGGAGAUAUACUGGGAGAGAGAUGGAGAGGUGUUCACUGGGGGUGAACAAUACAGUGCUACAUAUGGGGGAUACAGUAAACAGUCUCUUAUCAUCCAGUAUUCUAUGAAGCUGAUUCUGAGAGCAAAGCCACAUCUUGAUGGUGCAUACAAUUGUGUGGCCAGGAAUCCAGUACUGAAAAUAGACGUAAGGAGUCGACGUGUUCUCAUGCAAACUGCAGAAGUGGAGUCUGUCCCUUAUGUUAUAGAUGAAUUAGUGAAUGCUAAUGUAACAGCAGCCCUGAGCCAGCCGUUGCUUCUAGACUGUCCUAUCACUGGCAAACCUCAGGUUGAUGUGGCCUGGUAUAAAGGUAACACACCUGUCAGUGAGAUAGCAGAUUUCUUUGUGUUGAUGAAUGGAUCCCUACACAGACCAUUUACACAACUCUCGGAUGAAGGACAGUAUGUGUGUGAAGGAACGAAUCCCCUAGGCAUUGCUCGUACUCCAAGUAUUUCUGUAACUAUAGCAAGAAUUGACAUAGAUUUUGUCCAGCAGCCUGAAGAUUUAUAUGUGAUUGCUGGUUUACAAGCAACACUGAAGUGUUCUCCACCGUUUAGUGUUCCGACAGCCAGCGUUACGUGGUACAAGGAUAAUGCUCUCUUCGUUCCAAGGACAGGUGAGCAUGCAGUACAGGUUGUGACAACAGUUGAAGGCUUCUGGAACAUACGGUUUAAGAAUAUACAGAAAAUAGAUGAGGGCGAAUAUUUCUGUGUUGCUACCAAUACAUAUGCUGUACCAUCUUCACGUACCUCGGUGUCAGCUACAGUUAGCGUUGGAGGUGCUCCAAUAUUUGUUGAACCACCUGUGGGUCUCACUAUUGAGAAAGGGAAGCUUGCACAACUGACAUGUUACGUUCAAGGGGAUCCUUUCCCAGAGAUCACCUGGUUGUUUGAAAAUGAAGUUCUUACUGUAUCAGAGACUAUUUCAUUCAGACAGGGUAACCAGGAACUGUGGAUAGGGAACAUAAACAAGGGUAACGAAGGAACCUACACAUGUCGUGCUGUUAACAGAUACAGUACAAUACAGACUAGGGUGUAUGUGAAGGUACUGGUGCCACCAGUUGUAUUAGAGUCGGUAGGUCAUACAGUAGCAAGUAAAGGAGAUGCUGUUCUUAUACCAUGCGGUAUAUAUAGUGAUCCAGACCCUAAAAUAACAUGGUAUAAAGAUUCUGCAGCAAUUACAAUGGGUGAUAGGUUUACACAGUUACACAAUGGUCUAUAUAUCACCUCGGUGAGAGUUGAGGAUUCUGGUACCUAUCUUUGUCAUGCUUCAAAUAUGGCUGGAGACACAGAAAAUGAGGGAACACUUGAAGUACUAGUGAGACCAUAUUUUCUUGAAAAGCCAGAAGACCAGGUUGUCAACAUCGGUAGAAAUCUGACAUUGACUUGUAUUGCUAAUGGCUUCCCUAAACCAGAGAUCACAUGGCUGUUUAAUGGCAGCUCUCUGUUUCCACGAAAUACUUUAUUGUCACUGAACGGUGAACAGUUACUGUUAUUAGAAGUGAGCUGGAUGCAUGUUGGUACAUAUUCCUGUACAGCUAGCAAUGAAGAAGGAAUGAAGAGGGCUGAAGCCACUGUCACAGUAAGAGUUUCACCAAAAGUACAGAAGAUAGAAGGAGUACCACUGCUGUACUUAGGAGAGAAUAUACAGCUCAAAUGUCGUGUCACUGGAAUACCAUCACCUAGUAUAGAAUGGUUCUUCAAUAGACAGUUAAUUGUUCCAAGUAAAGAUGGAAGAAUAUCUAUUCCAGAACCAACUGUUCUCAUUGUCAAAUUUGUAACUCUUAGUGAUGAAGGUGUAUACUCCUGUAAAGGUAUUAAUGCAGCUGGAGUCAGUCAGCGGGAUAUAGAUAUAUAUAUUAUAACACGUCCAAGCCCUCCUGUGCUACAGAAAGCUGAAACAGUGUCAGCCACAAGCGUCAUGUUGUCAUGGUCCAUAGAGCAAAGACAGCCACAGACACCAGUAGAUCGUGUCUACAUUUCAUACCGUAAAUGGAUAGAUACCUCAAGACCUUAUCUGAAAACAGAAGUUGAAUCUGAUACAGCUAAGUAUUUGGUGGAGGAUUUAGAUCCGGCUUCACGCUAUGUGUUUAUGGUAUCAGCAGUAAAUGAUGCAGGAACCAGUGACAUCAGCAAUAUAUUAUCUGCACAAACUUAUGAUGCUGGACCCUCAGCACCUCGCAAUUUGCAAGUUAUGGACAUAAAAGCUUAUAAUAUAACCAUUGGCUGGGAAAUUCCUUUAACUACAAAUGGACGCAUCAAAAAAUACCAGAUCAACUUAAGAAAGAAAAAUGAAUUACAAGACAGAACAAUCAUUGUUAGCAGUGAUAAUGAUGCCAACCAUGACUACAUUAUACGUGACCUCACCCCAUACACAUGGUAUACACUGGAGGUACGGGGUGCCACAAUGGAGGGUGACCAGGUGCUUUGGGGGAAUUGGUCGAAUAUAGCUGAGACAAGAACUUCACAAACAGCCCCUACUGGACGGCCUAAUGCAGUUAAGGCCAAGGCUCUUACACCUUAUGUGGUACAAGUUUCAUGGGAGGCAGUUGCUCAACAGGAACAGAAUGGACCAAUAAAACGCUAUUAUGUUAGGUACUGGUUACUUCACAAUGUGAGCACACCUUUAGGUGAAGAGGUCAUUGAUUCUCUUGACCUUCAGGUAAAUAUCAGUGACCUUCACCCCUGGACAUGGUAUAUGGUGAAGGUGGUUGCAGAGAAUGCUGGUGGGUUAGGGGAAGCAAGUGAAGGUGCUACUGUGAGGACAUUGCCUACAGCUCCAGCUAGAGCUCCUCUCAAUCUAACAGCAGAGGUCCAGUCAGAUUCUGCCAUCUUGGUGAAGUGGCAACCUCCCCCUGCUGCUGACUGGAACAGUGAAUUAUCAGGGUUUAUAGUACAGUACUGGCAACAUUCUGAUUACAACAUCUCCCAGGUCCGUUCUCUUGGUGUGCUCAAUCUAACUACUGUUAUAAGUGACUUGGAUCCAUACACAACCUAUGGUGUAUGUGUAGCAGCAUUCACUGACCAGGUGACGAAUGGUGUUGGGCCGUACACUGACAAUAUAACAGUACAAACUGAACAGUCAUACCCUGGACCUGUGGCGGACCUCAGCUAUACAGCAUCAUCUACAACUUUGAUGCUGUCAUGGAAACCACCUGAAGUAACCAAUGGCGUCAUUACAAAUUAUCUUGUUUUGUAUCAUUCCGUCGGUACAGCAGUUGUGACGACACCUUUUUCAUUGUCUAAGCCAACCUUAGGGGAACACAUAUCAGAGCUUCUUAACAACUUGAACUUACUGAAGAAUAUUUUUGAUAAUUUUGAAGAAACCUUGACUGAAGGAUUAAUUCAACCUUUAGCCAACAUCUGUGAUAUCAUUUUACACAACAAAACUUUAUACAAGGAAGUGCAAAACGAAACAGAUAUCCUCCAAUCAGAUGAGUUGACACAAAUUAUGAACAUAUCAAGUAAUGCCAUAUUUGAUUGGAUGAAUAUUGAACAUAUCAGUGUUGGAAAGUUAUGCUUGAAUCUACAGGAUGUUCUUACAAAUAUACUUAAUACUGACAUAGAAGAAAAUGUUGCAGCAGACAUGUUAAAUGUAACCACAAGUAAAACAGCAGCUACAUUAUCAGACCUCCAGUCUGGGCAUAUAUACAACAUAUCAGUAUUGGCAGCAACAGCAGCAGGGUAUGGUCAACAUGUUACCAUGGAGGCUGUUACAUCUCCAGCUAUACCAAACACUACACAGCGUCCAGUAGUUCCGGUAACCAGGAGACCGGUAACUGAUGGUCCUCCAUUACUGCAGACUGGUGAUGACAGUGAACCUCUCAAUCUGCCAGUCAUUAUAGGGGGUGGGGUAUCAGGAUUUGUACUGUUUCUCAUCGUACUGUUGAUUGGCGGAUGCCUGUGUAUGAAGAGGAGAACUCAGUCAGACGAGAAAUCUAAAGUGAUUAGAGAGGAAGCCUUGGAAGAUACAAAUGCAAACAACAUGUAUGGACAGCUAGAUAGACCAAGUACUAGGCCAGCUGUAGCAAAAGCAGCAGAAGAUGGGACAGAUUCUGUAGAUAUCUAUGGUGACGAAGUGAGAUUUCAUUCACCUCAGCAUCAGUAUGAUCAGAGUACUGAUAGGUCAUUUAUGACUGAAGAGAGUGGAGAUAUGAUGUCCAGUCACGGACGCCGCAUCAAAGAAGCAUUUCUAGGUGUGUAUAGUAUAGGAUUGGAAAAUCCAUCCUACUCUGGAUUGGCUGCCCCAACUACAAUGAAGAGUAAUCCUGCAUAUUAUGAAGAACCAUCAUCAAGUGACCUUGAGUCAAUGUCUGUUACCAUGGCAUUCUCAUCUGAGGAUACUCUAUAUGCUCAGGCUGGUGAAAGCACUUUAAAGAGGAAGAGUAAAAUGAAAAGUUCUGAUGCAGCUGCUAUAGCAAGACUAAAGAACAGGUCAUUACCUCCAGGCCUCUCAGAUACAGAUAAAUCUUCAUUGAUCAAUAAUGAAGUAGAGGUUAUCUACAAUGAAAGGACAGCGUUGUGAUCUAGGAGGAAAUCAGCUGAAAUGUGUGAGAUCUAGAAUACUCAAAGUUAUCCUACCUGCCGUCAAACAUUGUUCAAUAUUGAAGUGUUCAAUACUCAAGCCUAGUCAUAGUAUAUAUGUCUGUUGUGAAUGUACAAAGAAGAAAUAUAAUAUUGUGAUUUAUAGAAAUGUUAAAUCUUUACUAUUUAUCAUCUCACUGUGCAGAUAUAUUUUACAUUAUUCCUUGAACUGUAUCCCAUUUACUACCAGUGUGCCACAUAAGGUCUGACUUUUUAGCUCACCUGAGCACAAAAUGCUUUGUGAUCGCCCUGUGUCCGUCGUUUGGCGUCGACGUCGGCGUCAACAAUUUGACUGUUAACACUCUAGAGGUCACAAUUUUGCUUAAUCUUAAUGAAACUUAGUCAGAAUGUUACCCUCAAUAAAAUCUUGGACGAGUUUGAUAUUGGGUCAUCUGGGGUCAAAAACUAGGUCACCAGGUCAGAUCAAAGGAUAAGCUUGUUAACACUCUAGAGGUCACAUUUUUGGCCCAAUCUUAAUGAAACUUGGUCAGAAUGUUAUCCUUAAUAAAAUCUUAGACGAGUUUAAUAUUGGGUCAUCUGCGAUCAAAAACUAGGCCACCAGGUCAAAUCAAAGGAUAAGCUUGUUAACACUAUAGAGGUCACAAUUUUGGCCCAAACUUAAUGAAACUUGGUCAGAAUGUUAACCUUAAUAAAAUCUUGGACUAAUUUGAUAUUGGGUCAUCUGGGAUCAAAAACUAGGUCACCAGGUCAAAUCAAAGGAUAAGAUUGUUAACACUAUAGAGGUCACAAUUUUGGCCCAAUCUUAAUGAAACUUGGUCAGAAUGUUACCCUCAAUAAAAUCUUGGACGAGUUUGAUAUUGCGUCAUCUGGGGUCAAAAACUAGGUCACUGGGUCAAAUCAAAGGAAAAGGUUGUUAACACUCUAGAGCUCACAAGUUGGGGCCAAUCUUAAUUAAACUUGAUCAGAAUGUUACCCUCAAUAAAGUCUUGGACAAGUUUGAUAUUGGGUCAUCCGGGGUCAAGAACUAGGUCACCAGGUCAAAUCAAAGGAAAAGCUUGUUAACACUGUAGAAGCCACAUUUUGUGACUGUAUCUUCAUGAAACUUGGUCUAAUGUUAAUCUUGAUGAUCUCAAUGUCCUGUUUGAAUAUGGGUCAUGUAGGAUCAAAAACUAGGUCAUCAGGUCAAAUCAAAGGAAAAGCUAGUUUACACUGUAGAUGCCACAUUUAUGACCAUAUCUUAAUGAAACUUUGUCAGAAUGUUAAGCUUGAUGACCUAUAAGUCAAGUUCAAAUCUGGGUCAUGUGGGGUCAAAAACUAGGUCACUAGGUCAAAUCAAAGGAAAAGCUUGUUGACACUUUAGAGGCCACAUUUAUGACUGUAUCUUAAUGAAACUUGGUCAGAAUAUUAAUCUUGAUGAUCUUUAGGUCAAUAGGUCAGGGGAGCGAUACAGGGCCUUCAUGGCCCUCUUGUUUUAUAAAGUGAAUCUUUUAAAACAAUAUUCAUUUUGACCAGUUUAAUUUUGUUUCCCAAUUUAAGUUGUAGGUUUAACUGGGUAACUGAUCAAUGCGUUUGUGUUUUCUAAUAUAAUGGACAUGCCUCGGUAGUCAAGUUCAGUUUUGGAUACCAUAUAACAUACAGCAUGCAACACUUGUUCACCAUCAUUAGUUGACUCUGUACAGCAAGAAACAUAACUCUAUCCUGCUUUUUGCAAGAAUUAUGGCCCCUUUUGUACUUAGAAAAUAUUAGAUUUCUUAGUUAAGUUUUGCGUUUAGGUCAACUUUUCUCCUUAAUGGUCAAAGCUAUUACCUUAAAACUUGGGAGCAGUUAUUCGCCAUUAAAAGCUGACUGCACAGCAAGUACGGUAACUCUACAUUACUUUUUGCAAGAAUUAUGGCCCCUUUUGGACUUAGAAAAUAAUGGGAAGGACAAUAUUUCCACUAUACAGAGACAAAAAAAUAAGAGGAGUGUCUGCACCCACAAGGCAGUGCUCUUGUUUGUUCGGGUCUUACCGUAUAGCGGGUUAUUUCUGCGGUCAAAAUAUUCUGUGUUUUGGCCCUAAAAUUUGUGAAAGAAAUUUCUGCGUGUUUAAUGUCUGCGUUUUCACAUAAAAGGAAGUGAAAUUUCUGCAUUUUCGAUACCAAGGGGGAAGUAGUUCCCCGCAUGAAUCGGACGUCGUGUGAAUGAAAACAAUAAACUAAGUUAAGUAGCUUUGCUUUAAAUGAAUACAUUGUAGGAUAUAACAACAUGUGAAUUGAACAAAUAUAAGUCUAACAACAAUUGUACACAUUACAACUGUGAACUAUAGUAUAUCGGGAUAACAGUUACACAAGCAUAAAGGUUACUAAGGUAUAUUUCGGAAGAUGUUCAUAAAGGGAUUCAAGUGAAAUUCACUCAGUUUAGUACAUUCACAAAAAAAAAUAAAUAAAAAAAAAAUAAAAGAAACGUUUUCUGAGGGAUUAACAGUUAGGAUUUUGAUUGACCAUCACACCUAAUUAUACCAUUAUCAGUAAUUGUUAGAUGACGACGGUAAUUUCAAAUAAUUAGACCAUGCCAUUGUGAACUUUGGAUUAUUUCGGAUAACAUAUCUUGAAACAACAUUGAUGAAAAAUGCAGAUAUUUUUGCGUUUUAAAUUUUUGCUGGAUGAAUAUUCUGCUGGAAAUAUUGUUGUGAUUCUACUGAGAGACCGCAGAAAUAAUCCCCCGUAGAAAUAACCCGCUAUACGGUAUUCAUUAACCAGGUUUUCAAAAAACUGGUUAUUAGAUUGGAAAAUGUUGUUGGCCGGGUGGGUGGCAUCAACUUGGUUUCUGCUCAAAAACUUUAGUUAGGAGUGGCUGAUUCAAAUGAAACUUGGUAUAUACAUAGCUUACAUAAAGACAGAGUUUGGAAUCAAAUAUGAGAUUACUAGGCUCAAGGUCAAGAUUGAUUGCUAAAUAUAGAAAAGAAAACAGUUUCUGCUCAUUAACUUUGCAUUGAUAUAUUGAAAUUAAAUUAGGCCUAUAGGUAGUUCAUAGAAAAGCCAAGGUUAGGAUUAUAUAUGGGGUCAGUCGGGUCAAGUUCAAGGUCAAUAUAACUUAAUUAAUCUUCAUACUUAAAAAAUUUCACUGUGGGGCAGUGGUCUAUUGCAUUGGGCCAAAUUCCUCGACUGUACACAUUCCUUGACUGUUCACAUUCCUUGACUGUAUACAUCCUUUGACUGUACAAAUUCCUUGACUGUACACAUUCAUUGAUCUGCCUGUUUACAUCCCUCGACUGUAUACAUUCCUUUACUUAACACAUUCACACAUCCCUUCACUGUAAACAUCGCUUGACUGUAUACAUUCCUUGACUGUACACAUACCUUGACUGUACACAUCCCUUCACUGUACACAUCCCUUGACUUGUAUACAUUCCUGGACUUGUAUACAUUCCUGGACUGCUCAUCCUUUGACUCUUUAAAAUGUAUCCAUUGACAUCCCCUGGCUGUACACUUCCAUUAACUGUACACAUCCCCUGACUUUACACUUUCCUUAACUGUACACAUCCCCUGACUGUACACUUUCUUUAACUGUACACAUUCUCGGACUGUACACUUUCUGUAACUGUACACAUCCCCUGAUUGUACACUUUCCUUAACUGUACACAUCCCCUGACUGUACACUUUCCUUAAUGCACCUGUCAAUAUUUUGCCCGCCCGGGGGAGCGGCGGGCAUACACGGGACUUUAGACAGAAGGCCAUUCCCGACAGGCGGGAAUUAGACAAACAUUUGAUGUACCAACAAGGCUCUAGGGUGGGAUUUAGACAAAAAGGUUGUCUCUAGGGUGGGGAUUUAGACAACAUAUUUUUUGAAAUGUCAAAUUCCCCUGGGUCAGCCCACCGCCCCCCUGGGCGGGCAAAAUAUUGACAGGUGCAUAACUGUACACAUCCCCUGACUGUACACUUUCUGUAACUGUACACAUCCCCUGACUGUACACUUUCCUUAACUGUACACAUCCCCUGACUGUACACUUUCUGUAACUGUACACAUCCCCUGACUGUACACUUUCCUUAACUGUACACAUCCCCUGACUGUACACUUUCUGUAACUGUACACAUCCCCUGACUGUACACUUUCCUUAACUGUACACAUCCCCUGACUGUACACUUUCCUUAACUGUACACAUCCCCUGACUGUACACUUUCUGUAACUGUACACAUUCUCGGACUGUACACUUUCUGUAACUGUACACAUCCCCUGAUUGUACACUUUCCUUAACUGUACACAUCCCCUGACUGUACACUUUCUGUAACUGUACACAUCCCCUGACUGUACACUUUCCUUAACUGUACACAUCCCCUGACUGUACACUUUCUGUAACUGUACACAUCCCCUGACUGUACACUUUCCUUAACUGUACACAUCCCCUGACUGUACACUUUCUGUAACUGUACACAUCCCCUGACUGUACACUUUCCUUAACUGUACACAUCCCCUGACUGUACACUUUCCUUAACUGUACACAUCCCCUGACUGUACACUUUCUGUAACUGUACACAUUCUCGGACUGUACACUUUCUGUAACUGUACACAUCCCCUGAUUGUACACUUUCCUUAACUGUACACAUCCCCUGACUGUACACUUUCUGUAACUGUACACAUUCUCGGACUGUACACUUUCUGUAACUGUACACAUCCCCUGAUUGUACACUUUCCUUAACUGUACACAUCCCCUGACUGUACACUUUCUGUAACUGUACACAUCCCCUGACUGUACACUUUCCUUAACUGUACACAUCCCCUGACUGUACACUUUCUGUAACUGUACACAUCCCCUGACUGUACACUUUCCUUAACUGUACACAUCCCCUGACUGUACACUUUCCUUAACUGUACACAUCCCCUGACUGUACACUUUCCUCAACUGUACACAUCCCCUGACUGUACACUUUCUGUAACUGUACACAUCCCCUGACUGUACACUUUCCUUAACUGUACACAUCCCCUGACCAGGGCUCACACUGUCCUCCAAAAAAUAAUAGCCAACUUUUUAACCUAUGAAAAAUUAAUAGCCAAAAUUGAUGCGGAUCUUUGCGGGCAAUUUUAAUAAAAUAAAAAUGAUGAAUUUUAACAUAUAUAUAUUUUCUUAAUUGCUUUAACAAGCAGAAAAGCAGUAGACCCCUACAGUGGGUGUGGAGAUAAGGGAUUCAGGUGAAAUACCUCCAAAUAUUGGUGCCGGGGUCCCACUAUAAAUGUUUAAAGUGCUAUAUUCUGAUGGAUUUUGAAGGCAUUUACAGGACACGUAUUUAGUUUGUGUAAAGCAGCUGAAAUGGUUGCAUAUUGACUGACAUUAUGGACUGGGUAAUGGCUAAAUUAGCCUCAUGCACACUCAGUAUGGACACAGUUGCACACAAUGGAAAGUUUACCAUGUCUUUGAGUAUCACUCAUGUUUAUACUUUUUCAUUAUAUAUAUCAAAAGUGUUUCCAUGAUUUUUUUUACCAUAACUGCACUGAAAUUGCUCGAAAAGUACAAAACAAUUAGGUCACGAAAAUACGUGAUAUUUGGCAUCUAUGCACACUACUGAAUUAUAGCUUUUUGUCAACAAGUUUUUGAUGCUUUAUUCAAUAAAUAUACUAAUUUUUAAGUAGUUUAGAAGUUUUUACUUACGCUAAUUACAGUGUGCAAGCAAAUUUAUUUGUUGAUUAUUUUAGUUUGCCCUUAUCGGCCAUUGUUUCUAAAAAUAGAAACAGGACUGGGUUUCCCGAGAUAUUUUUUAAUUAAUAUGCAAAACAAACAUUUAUUGGAAUUGUUUUGGUAAAAAAAUAGACUAUUAAAAAUAUCUGAUUUGUAAUAUUUCAACUAAUUCGCGUUCUUUAUAAAUUCUGAAAAUUCGAAGAAAUAGUUUUUUUGCUUCCAACAAUUUCAUAUCAGUUUAAAAACACAUAUCCUGAUUAAAGAUACUUUGAAAUCGUCGAAAGUUAGGUCAGUUUAUAAUAUGUUUUUAAAGAUAAUUAAAUUAGCGGUAGCUAUAGAUGGCAAUUUAAUUUUUCAUCGGAAAACUGCCCGUACAAAUUGGUUUGUCGUCUGCCUAAUAUAGAGUUGAAGAAAAUUUGCUUUGGCGUUUUAAAAUGUUCCAAAAAAGUAGCCUGUUAGUUCAAUCUGAUUGAUAGCUAGAUAGGUAAGAUUAACUUUCGCUUAUAAUCGGUUUAAUUGUCGUCUGCAUACUACCGCCUUAGGCAAUGUUAUCGGCAUUAUAAGUUGACACGUGUUUGGAAUACACGAGGUAAUAAACAGUCCGCUCUAUCGAUUUUCUACCGUGGGUUACUGUCUCACUUGACGUAAUUAUUUAUGCAGCUAUUAAAUAAAAUAAUCGCCAGUUACUACCGCCAAAAUGAAAAAAUAUUCGCCAUUUAAAUUAAAUAAUCGCAAAUGGCGAUAAUGUCGACUGACAGCGUGAGCCCUGGCUGACCGUACACUUUCUGUAACUGUACACAUCCCCUGACUGUACACUUUCCUUAACUGUACAUGUCCCCUGACUGUACACUUUCCGUAACUAUACACGUCCCCUGACUGUACACUUUCCGUAACUAUACACGUCCCCUGACUGUACACUUUCCGUAACUAUACACGUCCCCUGACUGUACACUUUCCGUAACUAUACACGUCCCCUGACUGUACACUUUCCGUAACUAUACACGUCCCCUGACUGUACACUUUCUGUAACUAUACACGUCCCCUGACUGUACACUUUCCGUAACUAUACACGUCCCCUGACUGUACACUUUCUGUAACUAUACAUGUCCCCUGACUGUACACUUUCUGUAACUAUACAUGUCCCCUGACUGUACACUUUCCGUAACUAUACACGUCCCCUGACUGUACACUUUCCGUAACUAUACACGUCCCCUGACUGUACACUUUCCGUAACUAUACACGUCCCCUGACUGUACACUUUCUGUAACUGUACACAUUCUCGGACUGUACACUUUCUGUAAUUGUACACAUCCCCUGAUUGUACACUUUCUGUAACUGUACACUUUCAUUGACUGUAUGUGUUCCUUGACUGUAAACAUCCCUUGACUGUUAACAUCCAUCGACUGCACUUUUAUUGGCCGGACUGUACACUUCCCUUGACUGUACACUUUCCUUGACCAACCCUGAGAAGAAGGUGUUUUUUCAUUCCAUAGUGUAAUACUAGUCUUUUUCAUACAAAUUUUGACAGAUUUCUCCUGUGGUUUAUAGAAGUUUUUCUCCUGAGUUAAAGUGACCUUAUUUUUUAAAGAUUUUUUAUUCAGUUAGUUUGUGUAUUACAUUGCCUCAUAUUAGAGUAUAUUUGUUGAUUUAGAUAAGAAAGAAUAAUAGUUUUCAGUUCUUUUAGUAAACAAAUAGUGUAAUUGUUGUUCUUCAAACUUUUUACAAUAUACAGUAAAAAUUCUGAGAACCGGACCAAGUCAAAAGUACGGUUUUCAGAGGAUUCAGGUUUUCAGAGGAUUUUGAACAAAUUUAUGAGAGGGUUUAUAUAUGUAUUGUCUGAUUUAUUUCAUUUGAUGUUCAAUGUCUUUUCAAAAUAUGUAUUGUAUCUCUCUGUAAUAUAUUUAAACUGAAUCAUUUCUAACAGAAAACAUCACUUAAAAUGAUACUUUAUUAUCAAAAGAAUGUUUCUCUUAUCAUGGAGAUAUGAAUACAAGCUCUUAUAAAUCAUGGAACAUGUAUCAUGUGAAUAUCAAUAUUUAAUAAUUAAUAAAAAUAUUUGUCUUUUUGUAUUAAAAACAAAGUUGUUUUAUGAAAAAUUACCUGAUAAACAGUACUUAAGAUAUUUUGCACUUUAUUGCCAAUAUACAAAGUACAAACACACAGAUAAAUGUUUUUCACCUGAGAUUAUGCUUAUAAAAUCAAAUCAAAGUGACAAUACACAAACGUUUGACACCUACUGCUAGUUUUCAGAGGAGUUUUUAUGUAUAAUAUUCUUUUGUGGCCAUGACAAACCAUCCAGUUUUUAGAAUUCUGUUCCAGUAUUCAUUGUGCUUUUUAGCUCACCUGUCACGUAGUGACAGGGUGAGCUUUUGUGAUCGCCGUCGUCCGUCCACAAUCUCUUGUCUGCACGAUAGAGGUUUCAUUUAUGGUUUUAUUUUAACCAAACUUGCACACAACUUGUAUCACCAUAAGAUCUCGGUUCCUUUCAUGAACUGGCCAGAUCCCAUUAUGGGUUCCAGAGUUAUGGCCCCUGAAAGGGCCAAAAUUAGCUAUUUUGACCUUGUCUGCACAAUAGCAACUUUAUUUAUGAUUUGAUUUUUACAAAACUUACACACAACUUGUAUCACCAUAAGAUCAUAGUUCCUUACUUGAACUGGCCAGAUUCCAUUAUGGGUUCCAGAGUAAUGGCCCCUGAAAGGGCCAAAAUUAACUAUUUUGACCUUGUCUGCACAGUAGCAGCUUUAUUUAUGAUUUGAUUUUUACCAAACUGGCACACAACUUGUAUCACCAUAAGAUCUUGGUUUCUUUCUUGAACCAGCCAGAUCCCAUAAUGGGUUCCAGAGUUAUGGCCCCUGAAAGGGCCAAAAUUAGCCAUUUUGACCUUGUCUGCACAAUAGCAGCUUCAUUUAUGAUUUGAUUUUAACCGAACUGGCAAACAACUUGUAUCACCAUAAGAUCUUGGUUCCUUUCUUGAACUGGCGAGAUUCCAUUAUGGGUUUCUAGAGUUAUGGCCCCUGAAAGAGCCAAAAUUAGCUAUUUUGACCUUGUCUGCACAGUAGCAGCUAUAUUUUUUAUGAUUUGAUUUUUACCAAACUGGCACACAACUUGUAUCACCAUAAGAUCUCGGUUCCUUUCUUGAACUGGCCAGAUCCCAUUAUGGGUUCCAGAGUUAUGGCCACUGAAAGGGCCAAAAUUAGCUAUUUUGACCUUGUCUGCGCAAUAGCAGCUUCAUUUAUGAUUCGAUUUUAACCAAACUUGCACACAACUUGUAUCACCACAAGAUCUUGGUUCCUUUCUUGAACUGGCCAGAUUUCUUCAUGGGUUCCAGAGUUAUGGCCCCUUAAAGGUCCAAAAUUGGCUAUUUUGGCUUUUUCAGCCAUAUAGAGACUUCAUUUAUGGUUUUAUUUGAUACAAACUUCCAAAAUAACUUCAACAACAAUAAUUCUCGGAUUCCAUGACAAAUCAGAUCCAAGCGUAGGUUCAGAGUUAUUUUAUAUCUGAUUACCUCCCCUGAUUGUAAUCAAAAUGGAUUUAUAUCAGUAAGUACUUAUAGUACUUAUUUGAAAUUUCAUUAUUGUCAUUAGUUGGACUGAGCCAAUCAGGGUAGAUAACUAUGGACUGAUUUUAUGUCAAAUUACCUCCCUUUAUUUCAAAUUAAAAUGGGUAUAUCUCCGUAACUAAUGAAGAUACUGAUCUGAAAUUUCAUUUAUGUCAACAGAUUUAUUUGGCAGAUCCUUCUUUUCUUCACUUGCAAUAAAUUUUUUUUUAAUUACUUCCCUUUUACGUUACUAUAAAUAGCUUAUUUUUAGUAACUUUUUUAUUAUUGGCCGUGGGAAAAACUGAGACCACUUUUCUGUGGUACGACAUGGAUGGUACCUCCAAUUUGUAGGUGUAUUUUGACAUAUCUGUACCUUGUAAGAAUUUUCUUUUCUUUUUGGUUAAAUUUCUUCCCUUUGUUGUUACUGUCCUUUGGACUUAGAUAUUUUUUCUGAGGACCUUCUUGUCCUCAAGUGCAAUGAUAACAGGUGAGCGAUAUAGGGCCAUCAUGGCCCUCUUGUUUUAUAUUGAAUUUGAAAGAGAAAAACUCAGGUCUUUGAAAAUUGUCCAAGUUUCAGAGAAUUCUGGUUUUGGAAGGUUAGGUUUUCAGAGUGUUUUUGUAACAGAGACAGAUAUAAUAUCGCAUUUACCUUUGCUAAGAUUUGAUGAACGUUCUGCCAUCUGACCUUUUGAUACAGCCAGGCAUGCAGGCAUGUACAGGGACACUUGUCACAUAUACAGUCAGGCAUGCAGGCAUGUACAGGGACACUUGUCACAUAUACAGUUAGACAUGCAGGCAUGCACAGGGGCACUUGUCACAUAUACAGUCAGGCAUGCACAGGGACACUUGUCACAUAUACAGUCAGGCAUGCAGGCAUGUACAGGGACACUUGUCACAUAUACAGUCAGGCAUGCAGACAUGUACAGGGACACUUGUCACAUAUACAGUCGGGCAUGCAGGCAUGCACAGGGGCACUUGUCACAUAUACAGUCAGGCAUGCAGGCAUGCACAGGGACACUUGUCACAUAUACAGUCAGGCAUGCAGGCAUGCACAGGGACACUUGUCACAUAUACAGUCAGGCAUGCAGGCAUGCACAGGGGCACUUGUCACAUAUACAGUCAGGACACUUGUCACAUAUACAGUCAGGCAUGCAGGCAUGUACAGGGACACUUGUCACAUAUACAGUCAGGCAUGCAGGCAUUUGCAGGGACACUUGUCACAUAUACAGUCAGGCAUGCAGGCAUGCACAGGGACACUUGUCACAUAUACAGUCAGGCAUGCACAGGGGCACUUGUCACAUAUACAGUCAGGCAUGCACAGGGACACUUGUCACAUAUACAGUCAGGCAUGCAGGCAUGCACAGGGACACUUGUCACAUAUACAGUCAGGCAUGCAGGCAUGCACAGGGACACUUGUCACAUAUACAGUCAGGCAUGCAGGCAUGUACAGGGACACUUGUCACAUAUACAGUCAGGCAUGUACAGGGACACUUGUCACAUAUACAGUGUGUUUUGAUUGUGGACACAAUUACACUAGGAGCUACAAUUAAGUCAGUGCCACCCCAUCUAACCCUCCUCUAAACAGACGUACAGAUAACAUAUUUCCAUUGUAAAGUUUUAUUUAACAUAAUCGUUUGUCACAUUUUCAUUUUAUUUUACAAAAUUUGAAAAAAGAAACAGUUAUAGGUAUAAGCUCAUCAAAUAAGCUUGCAACAGAAGAAAAGAGUCAUUAAUGGAAAAUGUUGUUAAUGAAUCGUGAAUCAAUAUAUCCACUUUUUUCCCACUCAGUAUUCCUAAUAGUUUAAAUAAACUGUGUUACUAUACCAAGUUAAUCUGAUAUGUGUUGUAUUUACAUAAUUGGAGGGUAAACUUUUGAGCUUACAUCCCAAGUCUGCACUGAAUUUUUGCAGGUUGUAAAAUAUACUCAUUAUCUUUACAAUAGAAUCUAUUUUUUGUGAACUCUGUGUUGUAGAUGUUUUUGUUUAAAUGUCAUUUUUAAAUUGAUGAAAUAAAUAUAAAUCAAUAGUU